Messenger RNA from Rhineura floridana, 1854 nucleotides. It is a transcript of the gene MSMO1, whose product is annotated as methylsterol monooxygenase 1. The record is from RefSeq and is a predicted model, not a curated record. The coding region runs from base 186 to 1082 and encodes 298 amino acids. Gene Ontology annotation, molecular function: iron ion binding; C-4 methylsterol oxidase activity. Gene Ontology annotation, biological process: sterol biosynthetic process. The transcript is spliced from 6 exons. Lineage: Eukaryota; Metazoa; Chordata; Lepidosauria; Squamata; Rhineuridae.
AUUCUCGCGCGGUAGCCAAUCGAAGAGGCGAAGGCGUUCUUCUUCGUCCAAUGGAGAAAGCGUAUUUGAAGAAGCGGUGGUCAGGCUUGUGUUUCUUGUGGCCGACUAUCGACCGGAAGAGCAGGAGGUUGUUCAGAUCCAUUGAUUGUUGCAGAGAAGCUACAGGUGUGUUGUUCCAGGGCUGAAUGAUGGCAACUAACAACAGUAUUGGUAUACUGAAUUCUGCUUACCUGACUGUAGAGUAUAUAGACUCUUUCUUGCCUGAGAACCCGCUACAACAGCCAUUUAAAAAUGCGUGGACAUAUAUGCUGAAUAACUACACCAAACUCCAGAUUGCAAUCUGGGGAUCACUUCUCUUUCAUGAACUUUCCUUUUUUUUACUAUGUGUGCCUGGAUUUAUAUUUCAGUUUAUACCUUACAUGCAAAAGUAUAAAAUACAACAGGAUAAACCAGAAACCUGGGGAAAACAAUGGAAGUGUUUCAAAAUACUUAUGUUCAAUCAUUUUUGUGUUCAGUUGCCUCUGAUGUGUGGUGUCUAUCCUUUCAUAGUAUAUUUUAAUAUUCCUUAUGAUUGGGAAAGUAUGCCAAGAUGGUGUGUGAUACUUUCCCAGUGUUUUGGAUGUGCUGUGGUUGAGGAUGCCUGGCAUUAUUUUCUGCAUAGACUUCUGCAUCACAAGAGAAUAUAUAAGUACAUCCACAAAGUGCAUCAUGAGUUUGUUGCUCCCUUUGGCAUGCAAGCUGAGUAUGCACAUCCGCUGGAAACCAUUAUCCUUGGAGCUGGCUUUUUCAUUGGAAUACUGAUCUUUACUAAUCAUUUGAUUUUUAUUUGGGCGUGGGUAAUUUGUCGCUUGACUGAGACCAUUGACGUCCACAGUGGCUAUGACAUUCCUCUGAAUCCUUUGCAUUUGGUGCCUUUCUACGCUGGGGCUCGCUUUCAUGACUUCCAUCAUAUGAACUUUAUUGGCAACUAUGCUUCAACCUUCACAUGGUGGGAUAAAUUAUUUGGUACAGACUCACAGUAUGAAUCUUAUAAAGCGAAAGUGGAGAAACAAGAAUGCGUGGGGGAAAGGAAAACCAAAUAAAUUUUCCACUAGAAAUAUACGGGGACCACCAUUCAUACUCGAAUGGCUGCCAUGAACGUUUGGUUAAAACUAGGAGAUUUAACACAUGUUGCAAAUCCCAAACAAAAUGCUGCUUUUAACUGAAGCCUAAGAACAUCCCUACUGAGCCCUGGCUAUGUAAGAGGGAAACCCAUUUAUAUGUUUUAUCUUCUUCUUGGGAAUGCAUUUUCUAUUUUAUACACAAGUAAAGCACAUAUAUUUCAGUAAAAGUCAAAGAUGAGGGCCACACAUUUGAAAUUUAUAAAGAAGACUGUAUCUAUUUAGAUCAAAGUUUGUAAAAGAGCAAUGUAUCCAUAGCGUUGGAUCAAAGUGUUUAUACAAUAUUUGGAUUCCAAAUGUUAGGUUUCUCCUGAAAUUUGCAAAGUAUAUAAUCAUGAGAACUAGUUUUGUGAGUUGCUCAGUGAAACUUCCUUGGGAGCAAAAGUACUGAAGAGCUUUUGCAAGCAAUUUGCACAUGUUAAUUGCUGUAGUUUUCAAAACAUUUCCUAGUCUGGUGACAAAAGAUUUUUGGAUUUGAGAGAACAAGUUUUUUCCCCUUAAAUAUGUUGGGAGGAGCUUUUUUAAAUUCUGUUUUACUAAAUUCUGUCUAUGUAUGUAGUGUUCAUCAACAACUAUUUGCAAACUACUGAAUGACUGCUAUAUUUUACACUUGUGGUUGGCAAAAAAUGUAAUGGUAGUCUUACAUUCUCGUGUUUACCAUGCAACCAAUAAAUAAAUAAAGACUUCAACUAUA